UCAUCUCUAACAAAAACAAAGUUAUAAAUAUUAUUGAAAAUAUGUUGAAAAUUAAUUAACAAAGUAUAAUGAGCGCCCACCACAGACCCCUAGAUGAGUCGGAUGUCACACUCAUACACACUAUACGAUCCACUCCAUCGCUUUACGACCACAGACAUGAAGACUUUCGCCUUUCGCAGCGUAAAGAGGAAGAUUGGGCGAAAGUUGCAGAUACGUUAAAAAUUUCCGCUUCAGAUGCCCGACGCAGAUGGACUUGUCUACGAGAUCGGUAUUCGCGAGAGCUCAAGCAAAUGCGACUGCAUCCCGCCUCCGACUUCGGCAAAAAUGAGUUUUUCCGACAAAUGGACUUUCUUCGAGAAUUCGUACGUAAGCGACGUGAGCGCAGCCGUCGCGACGAUACACCAACAAGUUGGCUUAAAUCGGAAGUUAAGAAACCACGACUGAUAGCACGCCCAAAGCCGGAAAUAUUACUAGACCCAGAUUUGGAUGAUUCACAGAACUACGAAGAAAGUGAACACAACUUUGAUGCAGACACCAAGUUAGAGGUUCAGACUACACAAUCAGAAAGUUACUCUGUGCUCGCGGAAGCCGAUGAGGUCGAUGCUGACGAGCAUGUUUCCUAUGAUGACUACUUGGCCGAUACAGAAACUGCUCAGCAAAAGCCUUUGCCCACGUUACGUCCAUCACCAGCAUUAGUAACAGUGCACACAGAAGCACCAACGACAACAACCACCACAUCCACAACAGUGGCGGAUCGUUCCUCGUCCGAAACGGAGCACACACAUGCGGACCUUAACUAUAUGGUCUGCUUGCCAAAUAUGAGCGUUGAACGCGAGCAUUUGCCAGCCAUAAAAUCAGAUGCCUUGUCUAGCUUUGAGACGAUAUCUACUCCCGUUGUGGCACACAACGAGACUGAAGAUGAUUUUUUCUGCAAAUCCGUGGCUGCCUACCUGCGGCAAUUGUCACGGCGGCAUAAAAUCAAGGCUAAAGUAGAAAUGUAUCAAAUACUGGAGAAGUACAUAUUGAUUGAAGAAGCGGCGGCGACGACGACGACGAUUCAGGGGUCUGGGUCGCAUAAUUAAAAUGGAAGACGUAGCAACUUCUUGUAUAUAAUUAGUUUUUAAAUAGAUUUUUAUGAAGUACAAAUAUACAACUGA
Messenger RNA from Drosophila busckii, 1157 nucleotides. RefSeq lists its product as uncharacterized. Gene Ontology annotation, biological process: regulation of transcription by RNA polymerase II. Gene Ontology annotation, cellular component: transcription regulator complex; nucleus. Gene Ontology annotation, molecular function: DNA binding. The record is from RefSeq and is a predicted model, not a curated record. The transcript has a single exon. NCBI's taxonomy places the organism in Eukaryota, Metazoa, Arthropoda, Insecta, Diptera, Drosophilidae. Bases 69 to 1082 code for a protein of 337 amino acids.